AUGGACUUGAUCAGCGAAUAUAUACCGCGAGAGCAGUGGAGCUCGAUGUACUGGCAUGCUAGCCCAUCGUGCAUUGAAGGUUCCACUGCCAACAUGCAGAAGAGGAACGUGAAGGAGUUUGUAAAGCUCACACUAUGGACCCUCAGUCUCAUGAAGCAGUGCAGACCAGGAAUGUGGACCCUGGAACAGAUCCCUGUAAUCGCUAGAUACGUGAUGUUGGAGACACCAUAUGCUGAAGUCUUGAACAUGCGUGAAUUCACAGCCCAGACGUCCGACAGGAAAAGACUCAUCGCCUCUAAAAGAGACCUGAAACUGCAAAAGCUGUCAGCGGAGGAAUACAAAGAAAAAUUUAUAUCUCCGAAGAGGAUGCUAAUGGAAGCGUACGAUCUCAUGGACAAGGAGAUUGAGCUAAUACGUAAUGGGCAUAACUACGUAAGGUCAGCAGAAGAGCCGGCCUACACAAUCACUGGUAAUCCAAUUCAGUAUGGUCCGCAAGGACCCGACAUGAAACCAGUGAAGACACCAGAGUUACUGAGAAUGAUGGAUAUUAAGAAGGGAGACUUUCAAUUCCCAGAUGACCUCAACGCAACGAUGAUGUUAAAAUUAUGUUGCCAGUGCAUACCACCGUCGUUCUCAGAAGAGAUGACAGUAGCAGUGCUAAACACGUGGCAUGAUGCUAAUAAGAAAAAUAUACACAACCAUUUCGAAGACAUAUUCCAUGGAUUCGGGGUCGAAUCCGAAAUUUUUGCGGGGGACCCGAUGGCCAUGAGAACGGGAUGGGACGAGUUGAGGGACAAUGUAGUUCCCGACAUUGCAAUGGUUAUGGAUCAGGACACUUGGCGCAUAGGGAGAGUGGCGGAACAUGACCAUGAAAAGAAGAGAAAAUUGGUAUGUUUGGCGUAUAACAUGGCAGUUGCCUGGUAUGACGAAGACGCAGUCUGCAAGCCAGACGGAAGGUUAAACACACGACACAUGACAAAGGAAGACCUAGCAAAGGCUUCGGUCAAAGCACAUACAAUGCAAACUGAGUAUGCUCAGGAGCCUUUGAAUAUGAGCGUGAUAGACUUGCCUGACAUCUGCAAGGAUGUGCGUCCCAGACCAGACAGAAACCGUGAGGACCCCAAAUACGUGCCAUGGCGAAGGGUGUUCGAGCGCUAUAGCCUGGAAGAGAUAGAGCAAAAGUUCCUGCCGUACGAUCACAGCACAGCAGGGGAAUUUAUAUAUGAAGUUAACCCAUCAGAAGGAACCGACAUCUCCCCAGAAGGAUGCCUAAUUCCGCCGAACACUAAGGGAAUAUCUACAAGUAGUGCAUGGCGAGAGCAGGUAGACCACCUACUGUUGGAUAAGAUAAUGAAUAAUCGUAAACUGAUGGCAAAACUAGGAGGCAUGAGUCUCCCUGAGGAUGGUGGCGCGGCCAAUGAUGGCGCGCCAGAAGGAGUAUCCUUCCUGAUGGGUAUCAGUCAUAUGACUGGAGUACCCUUCUCCAUCAUGCACGACCCCACCAUAGCUGACUUGUGGAUGGUGUUGAGAGACAUGUUCUUGACAAUAAACCAGGGGCGUGUUAAAGGCAACAAGCUUACCAAUAUUAAAAUUUCGAUCGCCUCUAGAGAUGGGAAAACCCGCUCUAGCGCAAAGGACUUAGGAACCGCUGUCAUGACUUCAGGAGGGCCCAACGUGGACAGCCACGUACUGGUCUCAGAGCCUGAGAGGCGAAUCGACACGUGGGGCCGGUUAUGCGAAAUCAAUAGGCGAACCGGGAUUACGCAUGAACUAGGAGCAGGGGUUCGAUGGACCAUAACCUUCUAUUCAGAUUUCAGGAACAGGUUCAGUCAAAACACAGCAGUUCAGUUGAUGGACUCCGUCACUGACGGAACCUUGUGGAGUGCUGACCAGCAUCCACAGAAAGAUACUGAGGCUGAGGGAGCAGCUGCGAACUCAACCGAAACAACCGCGGAGGCCGAAGUUUGGCCACCGUGGAAAAACGCCGACAGGGAUGAGCGAGGGCUACCGUUGCCUGACCAACCCAAAGACUUAGGCGUCGACGAUCAGUGGCGAGUAAAACCUGCUACGGAUCAAGAAUUAAUUGACACCAUGAAAAGGAUUGGUGUGACAGAUAACCCAGUGCUCGGGGACUCCAUGAAGCAGCACUUCAAAGAGAUGAUAGCGUACUGUUGGGGUAUGUUUGAUAAAACCCUUAGACCGGUAGACUCAGACCCGGUUGGGAUUCAGUUCUUAGACCCCCGACAGCAGCCUAUUAAACUACAGCCAUACAGACUCAAUGCCCCUAAACUAGCCUUCUUGAAAGACACAAUUCAGGAAUGGAUACGAGAUGGAAGAUCCAGCGUCGAGGGCGGUGGCUGUCUGAUUGUUGGUUACUGUAUAUUUGGCCGGACAGGGAGGAGGCAACAGAAGUCGACGAGAAGAGUCACCUGGGUCCGAAGUUUUACGGUGGCGAAAAAUUUACACGAAUUUUCAAGAUUCUCGGACCCUGAGAAGGACUUCGGCGAUGGCCGGUUCGCCACAUUCUCCUUUUUUGUGGACAUUUUCCGGUGCACACACGUCGAUCUUCGCGUAGAGGUCGUUUGGCUUUGGACGAGAGAUGCGUUGGUGCAAUAUUUUGGCAGUGCUAAGAAGCACGACAAUUGGAAAUAUCAGUAUGAACGAGUCUUCGACUCGUGGGCACCGACAACGGUAACUCAUACAGCCCCGAUUCCUUUUGUGAAGGUUGCAGCCGCGGAUGUCACUGGAUUUGAGUUGGCCGAGUGA
Molecule: messenger RNA, 2766 nt
Organism: Aureococcus anophagefferens
Lineage: Eukaryota; Pelagophyceae; Pelagomonadales; Pelagomonadaceae
Exons: 5
Coding region: 1-2766 (921 amino acids)
Source: RefSeq, a predicted model, not a curated record